This is a messenger RNA of Pollicipes pollicipes, 2140 nucleotides long. RefSeq names its product protein tilB homolog. Bases 206 to 2140 code for a protein of 644 amino acids. The transcript has 14 exons. Gene Ontology annotation, molecular function: protein binding; oxidoreductase activity, acting on paired donors, with incorporation or reduction of molecular oxygen, reduced ascorbate as one donor, and incorporation of one atom of oxygen. Gene Ontology annotation, biological process: peptide metabolic process; outer dynein arm assembly. The record is from RefSeq and is a predicted model, not a curated record. Gene Ontology annotation, cellular component: membrane; cytoplasm. Lineage: Eukaryota; Metazoa; Arthropoda; Thecostraca; Pollicipedomorpha; Pollicipedidae.
AGGUGGUGGUUGGGCCAGCCGCUCUUGCUGCUUACGUUUUUGUCGUAGAAACCUAACGAGGAUCGCUCUCAGUUCGAAAGCUCAGAAGCAUCUGGAUUAGUUAUAACGCCCAGUCACCUCAAAGAGCUACUUUUAAAGAUGAGCAGUACGGGUGAUUAGGUAGUACCACGCGUCUGGGAACCGCGUGCCUAAGGACCACAAGAUAAUGGUGCUUAUUACGGAAGAGCUGGUGCGCAAGCGGGCUGAGCACAAUGAAAAGGAGAUCUUCAGCCUGGAGGAGCUGUCGCUGCAUCAGUGUGACGUGGAACGGAUCCAGCAUCUGGACCGGUGGUGUCGACGUCUGCGCAUUCUCUACCUGCAGUCUAACCUUAUUGCCAAGAUAGAGAACGUUGGUCGGCUGAAGCAGCUGGAGUACCUGAACCUGGCCCUCAACAGCGUGGAGCGCGUCGAGAACCUGGAGGGCUGCGAGAGCCUGACCAAGCUGGACCUGACGCUCAACUUCAUCGGAGAGAUUACGUCUCUGGCCAGCCUCCGACACAACGCUGCCCUACGCGAACUAUUCCUCACGGGCAACCCGUGCGCCGACUACGAGGGCUACCGCGCCUGGGUGGCCGUCGCCCUGCCGCAGCUGGAGGUGCUGGACGGCACGCGGAUCGAGCACUCGGAGCGGAUCCGGGCGCGCCAGGCGUUCGCCCGCAUCCAGGACGACAUCGUCCAACAGCAGAGGCGCUACCUAGAGAAAAGGAAGCAACAAAAAGAAGCUGUACGGGCAACGAAAGAUGCUUCAAAUUUGAAAGAUCUUAGUGAAGAAGAGCGAAAAAAGUUUUGGGCCGAGCGGACGCCGUACACGCCCGAGUCGCGGCUGGAGCUGCACCGCCACCUGGAGGCGUCGCGCGCCGCUCCGCCGCGGGACGAACGGCCCGCCUGGGAGGCGCCGGCCCGCCAGAGCCGCCUGUUCACCGACGACGGCCGGCCGCUCAACGUCAACAGUGCCGGCCUCAGCUUCUGGCUGGAGGAUGACGAGCCGGCCCACCAGCUGCGGCUCCACCUGGACGUGUUCAGACACAUGGAUACGUCUCUGCUGGAGGUGGACGUACAGCCGACGUACGUGUGCGUGCGGGUGCGGCAGCAGCCGUUCCAGCUGGUGCUGUCCGAGGAGGUGAAGCCGGACAGCAGUACUGUGCAGCGCUCCCAGGUCACCGGGCAGCUGCUGGUGACGAUGCCGAAGUUCGCGGAGCGGCCCGCUCUGGGGGGUCCGGCGGCCUGGCCCACCUGCGGCUCGGGCCACCGAAGCCUGAAGCGAUCUGCUGAGGCAGCUGGCCAUCUGCCUGCUCUCAAGCAUCUCUUUCAUAGGCAGCCCAAGUCAGCGGGCGUCCUUCAGAUGGGCACUGGCGGCUACAUCUUCCCGUACUCGCAAACGCACACGGAGACCGCCUGCGACAUCGCCGGGGACACGGUCAUCCACCCAUUCGCCUUCCGCACGCACAUGCACGCGCUAGGUACACGCGAGCCGCGCCGCUGGCCGUCCGGCUGCUGGGCUGAGUACACUGCUCUCCAGUCAGCUAUCACUCUCGGCAGCCGGCCAGGACUGAGUACACUGCUCUCCAGCGAGGUGGUGUCCGGCUGGUGUGUCCGCUGCGCCGGCAGCCAGUACCAGUGGACGUUGAUUGGCAAGAUGAAGCUGCAGCUACCGCAGAUGUUCUGCCCGGCGCUGGACAACGUCACGCUGAGCUUCGGUGAUGUCGCCGCCAGGUGUACCAUGAGCAGCCACCGCGCCCGCGUCACCAAAGUCGGGGCGACGGCGCGGGACGAGAUGUGCAACUUAUAUAUGAUGUACUGGACGGAGGGCACGCCACUGACGCGCAGCAGCUGCUCCAGCUGGGAGCCACCCUUCUCCUACUGGCACCGGCUGCCAAUGGGGCUACUGCGGCUCUUCUCCUACCCGCGGCUCUCGCAGAUCCCCAACGAGAAGAGCGUCUCGACCAUCGACGGCGAGGAGCUCCGCUCCUUCCUGUUCGGCCGCAUGCGCAACGACCAGCCGUUUGGCUGCCGGGUGUUCGAUGCAGGCGAAUUACAUAACUGGAGCAGCGUCCACUUCGAGGCUAUCUCAGUAGCAUUUUGGAACAUCGGUGCCUCUUAG